Molecule: messenger RNA, 693 nt
Organism: Aphanomyces invadans
Lineage: Eukaryota; Oomycota; Saprolegniomycetes; Saprolegniales; Verrucalvaceae
Exons: 1
Source: RefSeq, a predicted model, not a curated record
AUGGUGUCCAUCACGAAAGCAGCCAUCGUUGGGCUUGCCCUCGUAGCAACUGCGCACGCUGCAAUCCCAUCGCGAACCCCAGCUCCAACGCCAAGUCCGACUCCUGCAUCGACACCUGCCCCAACACCUGCUCGUACACCGGCACCAACCCCCGCUCGUACUCCUUCCCCCACACCGGCACCGACUCCGGCCCGAACUCCUGCCCCGACUCCAAUCCCGACUCCUGCCCCGACUCCAGCCCCAACCCCCGCACCUACUCCCGCACCAACCCCUGUCCCGACUCCAGCCCCAACUCCAGUCCCGACUCCAGCCCCGACUCCAGCCCCAACUCCUGCCCCGACUCCAGCCCCAACUCCCGCACCAACUCCAUCACCAACUCCUGCACCCACUCCAUCUCCUACUCCUCAACCAACGCCUGCACCGACGCCAGCACCGACGCCUGCACCAACUCCCGAACCUACACCUGCACCAACUCCUGAACCUACGCCUGCUCCAACCCCUGAACCUACGCCUGCGCCAACCCCAGAGCCGACCCCUGCACCUACGCCAGAGCCAACCCCUGCACCAACUCCUGCCCCGACACCAGCCCCAACCCCCGCACCAACCCCUGAACCGACUCCUGCACCAACUCCUGAACCGACUCCUGCACCGACUCCUGAUCCGACCCCUGCACCAACUCCCGCACCAACUCCC